AAAGGAGCUCCUCAUUUGCAUUCUUGCAAGGUUUUAACCGACUACACUAAAUAUCUUUAUUCUGCUUCUGUUGGCCACGUCACUCUACUUGUUACUGGCUGCUAGCACAAUGACUGCGAGGUACGGUGAGUAUCAAUCGGAGAUCUACGGCCGCGGGGCUGCGACGGGCCUUCUGCCGACCGUUACGACGGACCCGCGGUUGCUUGAGGAGCAGGCGAAGAAGGCACUGAGUGCGCGUUCGUUCAAUUAUAUUGCUGGCGGCGCGGGAGAGAAGGCGACGAUGGAUAGUAAUCGGUUGGCGUUUCGGCAGUGGAAGCUGAUCCCGAGGAUGAUGAGGCCGGUGGAUAACCAAAACCUCAGCGUAAAUCUGUUUGGACAGGAGUAUCCCAAUCCAAUCCUCCAGGCACCGGUGGGAGUGCAAUGCCUCUUUCACGAUGACAAGGAGAAGGGGCUAGCGGAGGCCUGCUCGGAGGCCGACGUACCAUAUACCCUUAGCACGGCCAGCAGCAGCACGAUCGAGGAAGUGGCCGCGGCAAACGGGGAUGGAAAACGAUGGUUUCAGCUCUACUGGCCGGUGAGCGAUGACAUUACUCUGUCCCUACUGAAACGCGCGAAGGAGAAUGACUUCUCCGUGCUGGUUGUGACCCUAGACACAUGGUCGCUUGCAUGGCGCCCAGCAGAUCUUGACAAUGCCUACAUCCCGUUUAUCAAGGAGGUCGGUAACCAGAUUGGCUUCAGCGAUCCAGUGUUCCGGAAGAAUUUCGAGCAGGAAUCCGGGCGCAAAAUCGAGGAUGAUAUUGUCGGUGCUUCUAUGGCAUGGACCUCUGACUUGUUCCCUGGCCGGCCGCACACUUGGGAGGACGUAGCCUUCCUUCGAAAGAACUGGGAUGGUCCAAUCGUGCUGAAGGGUAUUCAGCAUGCGGACGAUGCUAAAUUGGCCCUGAAGGCGGGAUGCGACGGCAUCGUGGUCUCUAACCAUGGAGGUCGACAAGUGGAUGGCGCGAUCGGUUCUUUGGAAGUGCUUCCAGAGAUUGUCGAGGCAGUCGGCGACAAGAUGACCGUCCUCUUCGAUUCCGGCGUUCGGACUGGCUCCGAUGUCAUCAAAGCGCUGUGCUUAGGGGCCAAGGCAGUCUUUGUUGGCCGACCGCCGAUCUAUGGUCUCGCCAUUGAUGGAAAGAACGGGGCGAAAGCCGUACUGAGAGGAUUGUUAGCAGACUUGUGGCAGAAUAUGAGCUUGGCGGGAAUCUGUACGGUCGCCGAGUGCACUCCGGACAGGAUCAGGAAGAUUCAAUAUCCUGGGGAUAGCAAAGCGACGUCGUGAUACAAGAAAUAACUGUCGUGGCGGCCGAAUGGCUGUGCAGUUGAACGAUC
This is a messenger RNA of Aspergillus steynii IBT 23096, 1371 nucleotides long. RefSeq names its product lactate 2-monooxygenase. Gene Ontology annotation, molecular function: oxidoreductase activity; FMN binding. The transcript has 4 exons. NCBI's taxonomy places the organism in Eukaryota, Fungi, Ascomycota, Eurotiomycetes, Eurotiales, Aspergillaceae. The record is from RefSeq and is a predicted model, not a curated record. The coding region runs from base 110 to 1321 and encodes 403 amino acids.